Messenger RNA from Nematolebias whitei (Rio pearlfish), 2993 nucleotides. It is a transcript of the gene elmo2, whose product is annotated as engulfment and cell motility 2. The transcript has 22 exons. NCBI's taxonomy places the organism in Eukaryota, Metazoa, Chordata, Actinopteri, Cyprinodontiformes, Rivulidae. The record is from RefSeq and is a predicted model, not a curated record. Bases 77 to 2248 code for a protein of 723 amino acids. Gene Ontology annotation, biological process: actin filament organization; cell motility.
GAGACGGCUGUGGAUGGCUCGGGAACGGGAGAUUUUCUUUUCUUUUUUCCUGUAGGGUGUGAAUGAUAAAACAGCCAUGCCUCCCCCAGCUGACAUUGUGAAGGUUGCCAUUGAAUGGCCCGGUGCCAAUGCUCAGCUCAUAGAGAUGGACCAGAAGAGACCUUUGUCCUCCAUAAUUCGGGAAGUAUGUGAUGGCUGGUCUUUGUCAGGCUCAGAGCAGUUUGCGCUGCGUUAUGCCGACGGCCCUCAGCUUUACAUCACCGAACAGAGCCGAGGUGACAUUAAAAACGGAACCAUCCUUCGAUUAGCAAUUUCCCCUGGUCGUGCUGCUCGUCAGCUCCUGGAGAGGAUCCAGUCUCAUGGUAUUGACGCUCGCCUCGAGGCUCUAAAAGAGCUGGCUAAGCUGUCUGCAGACCCGACGUUUGCUGCAGAGUUCUUAAACAUGGAGGGCAUCGGGACUCUGGCUCGCCUUGUGGAGAGCGGUACCCACUUUGGGGAAAUGUUGGCCUUCACUCUCACUGCUUUCCUGGAGCUGAUGGAUCAUGGCAUUUUGUCCUGGGAUCUUAUCUCCCUCUCAUUCAUCAAGCAGAUUGCAGGCUAUGUGAACCAGCCGAUGGUGGACGUGUCCAUCCUGCAGCGCUCCCUGGCCAUCCUGGAGAGCAUGGUCCUGAACAGCCACAGCCUGUAUCAUCGGGUCGCCCAGGAAAUCACCGUGGGACAGCUCAUCGGGCACCUGCAAGUGUCAAACCAGGAAAUCCAGACUUAUGCCAUCGCUCUCAUCAAUGCUCUUUUCCUGAAGGCACCAGAGGACAGACGGCAGGAGGAGUAUACUAACCCACUGGAGCAGCACCUCACUGAAAUGGCAAGCACUUUGGCUCAGAAACACCUUCGAUCCAUCAUCUUGAACCAUGUCAUCAGAGGAAAUCGACCAAUCAAAGCAGAAAUGGCACAUCAGCUGUAUGUGCUGCAGGUAUUGACCUUCAACCUAUUGGAGGAAAGAAUGAUGACCAAAAUGGACCCCAAUGACCAGGCUCAGAGAGACAUUAUUUUUGAGCUGCGUCGGAUUGCUUUUGAUGGUGAAAACGAUCCCACUGGUACAGAGAAGAGGAAAGCCAUGUACACCAAGGACUACAAGAUGUUAGGAUUCACUAACCAUGUGAACCCAGCCGUGGAUUUUACCCAGACUCCUCCUGGGAUGCUGGCUCUGGAUAACAUGCUGUAUCUGGCCAGAGUUCAUCAGGAUACGUACAUCAGGAUUGUUCUGGAAAACAGCAGCCGGGAGGAUAAACACGAGUGUCCCUUUGGUCGCUGUGCCAUCCAUCUGACUCGGAUGCUCUGUGAGAUACUCCAGGUUGGAGAACUGCCGAACGAAGGCUGCAACGAUUAUCACCCCAUGUUCUUCACCCAUGACCGAGCAUGGGAGGAGUUCUUCUGCGUCUGCAUUCAGCUGCUCAAUAAAACCUGGAAGGAGAUGAGAGCUACAGCUGAGGACUUCAACAAGGUGAUGCAGGUGGUCCGUGAACAGAUCACCAGGGCUCUGGCCAUGAAGCCGUCAUCUAUAGACCAGCUGAAGAAUAAACUGCGAGGCCUCAGUUAUUCAGAGAUUCUGCGUCUGCGACAGUCAGAAAGGAUGAGCCAGGACGACUUCCAGUCUCCACCCAUCAUUGAGCUGCGGGAGAGAAUUCAGCCUGAAAUCUUAGAACUCAUAAAGCAACAACGACUCAACCGUCUGUGUGAAGGAAGCUGCUUUCGUAAACUGGGAAACCGUCGGAGGCAAGAAAAGUUUUGGUUCUGCAGACUGUCUCUUAAUCACAAAGUGCUGCACUAUGGGGACUUAGACGAGUCACCUCAGGGUGAAGUGCCUUUUGAGUUACUGAGCGAUAAGAUUCCUGUCUCGGAUAUAAAGUCUGUGUUGACGGGGAAGGACUGCCCUCAUAUGAAAGAGAAAAGCGCUCUCAAACAAAACAAGGAGGUGAUGGAGUUGGCCUUCUCUGUCCUCUAUGAUCCAGACGAAACGCUCAAUUUUGUUGCCCCCAACAAGUAUGAGUAUUGCAUCUGGACUGACGGGCUGUGUGCGCUGCUGGGCAGGGAGAUGGGCAGUGACCUGACACGCAGCGACCUAGAUACUCUUAUAAGCAUGGAGAUGAAGCUCCGCCUCCUUGACCUGGAGAACAUCACAAUCCCAGAAGCUCCUCCUCCCGUGCCAAAGGAGCCUAGCUCUUACAACUUCACCUACAACUACAGCUGAGAUGUGUGUUUCUGUGUGCGCCUGAUGCAUGCAUGUGUAGAUUAAGGAUUGUUUUAUUCAUCUUUUUGAGAAGAAAAGGCCAGUUUGAUCUGUGUUUGUCAUACAGUGCAAUUGCCCGACAUCCAAAUAGCUUCAAAGAAAAACCAGAGGUCAAAGUUCACCACCGUGCUAAAUUUAGUUUAGCCUCCAAUUUUAAUGUUUUCUAAUUCAAAAGCAGAAAUAAAAUAUGAAGUCAAAAAAUCAAAACCUUCUUUUACCGUAGAGGAAGGAAAAUUGGAUCAGCCAAGCAAUGUGUGGUUUCCAUGGCAACAGAGGAAGUAGCCAUCAUUGCAUUUUAAGUCCUGUAUUUGCUCAAAAACUGCUUACCGCUCUAAAUGUGCAGCAUUACAGAACAACGUAGUCAGUUUAACUUAUUUUAUACAUUAUUGUUACCAUUUAAUUGAGAAUUUAACCACUAAUGAUCUUUGUACAGUAAACAAGCUCCAAAAAAUGUCACUAAAUGGGACUAAAAUUAACCCAAGUCCAGAUGCUGAAUCUUUAAAUUCAGAUCAUCACGCAUGGUCUGUUGUUGUUUUAAACUUCCCUGUUCUCAGCCCAAAUUCGGCUCAGGUCCCGGCCACAUUUGGUGAGCGGCACCGGAUGGGUACGAGCAGAUGGCAAAGCACAACCAAGUUUGCAGACUGAGCUUUAACUGGCCCGGUUCGUUUUGUUUUACUGCCAACUACUGUGUCGCUCACACGCUUCA